Molecule: messenger RNA, 540 nt
Organism: Colletotrichum orchidophilum
Lineage: Eukaryota; Fungi; Ascomycota; Sordariomycetes; Glomerellales; Glomerellaceae
Exons: 3
Coding region: 1-540 (179 amino acids)
Source: RefSeq, a predicted model, not a curated record
AUGUUCGGCCAGUACAAUCACUACGUGUUGAGGGAAACCGCCCAGAUGCCACUGAUGCGCUUCACGAUGCCCCGGGUCCCCAAGAUGAUUGAAGCCAUCUGCCCCGGCUGCUUCAAGGGGUUCACCAAGAUAGGCAGCAUGCACCGCCAUGCUUAUGAAGACCGAUGCCCCAACCCCGUGCCGCAUUUCGUCGCCAAAGUCAAAGCUGAGCACAGAGCGCGUGUUACCGCCGCUGCCGCCCGGUCCAAAGCGCGCAAGGCAGCCCGUGCUUCGCGGGCUGAUCCGCGUCCCGUCGCCCCGACCCCGGCCGGGGGUGAUCGCCCUGGCCGGGCUAGGGAGGCCAGCAAGGGCCGUGGCCCGGCUUUGAUGAAGAACGAACAUGGCUCGCACUUUGUUCAGCAGAAAAAACUGGUGGAGAUGCACCAACAACACGACACUUGUACGGUGGUCAAAACAGAACCAGAUCUGUUGAAUUUCGACUUCAACUGUCUCACCACCACCUGGGAAGGGGUCUGCAAAAGUGAGCCACAGUGGCCUUAA